Molecule: messenger RNA, 4536 nt
Organism: Apaloderma vittatum (bar-tailed trogon)
Lineage: Eukaryota; Metazoa; Chordata; Aves; Trogoniformes; Trogonidae
Gene: CC2D2A
Product: coiled-coil and C2 domain containing 2A
Exons: 33
Coding region: 1-4536 (1511 amino acids)
Biological process (GO): protein localization to ciliary transition zone; non-motile cilium assembly
Cellular component (GO): ciliary transition zone
Source: RefSeq, a predicted model, not a curated record
AUGAGAGAGAAACUAAAAGCAGCAAGGUCAAAAGCAGAAAUUUCUUUGUUGCAAGAAGACCCCAGUCCACGACCAAGGCGUUUAAAAAGCAUCAGAGAAAGGAAGGCAGAAGUCAGACUGGAUAAAGCGUCUGAUGGUGAUAAAGUUAGGGAGAUGCAAGAGGAUGAAUCCCAAUUACCAUCAAAAAUAAAGUUUCGUGAUUCUGUAAAAAAGCUUAACCAGAAGUCAACAUUCCAAACUGAUUUUCCUUCUGCUGAAGAAGCAUACAAUUUCUUUACCUUCAAUUUUGAUCCUGAUCCACAGAGUGUAAAGGCUAAAGCCAGGAAAAGGAAUGAAUUAAAUGAAGAGGAGGAGGUAGAAGAAGAAUAUGUAGAAACCCAUGAGGAUGAACAAGAGGAGGAUGAAACGGAUGAAGACGCACGCCUAGUCAAAGAUGAUUUAUUCAUUAUAGGGCAGACAGAUGAAGAUUUUCUAGUAAUGAAACCUCCUGAUUGUGAAAGCUACUCUGAGCAGCUGAAGAAGGAGAAGGAAUUUCUCUUCACACCCAGCAUGCUAGCAGUGCCCACUUCUGAGAAGAUGCCUGGAAACGUGCAGCCUCGGUACAUCGAGGAUGAGGGUCUUUACACAGGAGAAAGGCCCUUUGUAUCACAGUCCAAUCAAAAUAUUGUGGAAAACAGAAUACUCAGACAAGACCGAAAAGAGUGGUUUGGUGAUGAUGGCAAGAUCUUGGCAUUACCUAAUCCAAUUAAACAGUCAUCUACUAGACCUCCAAUAUUCUCACUGGACGAAGGCAUCGUACCAGAACUUGAAACAGUAUAUAGAAAGGCAAUAAAAAUGACAGCUGCAAAUCAGUGUCUUGUUGGACCUGGAGAUUUUCAGGGGCCGUUUCAACUGGAUAUUGAUAUUUGUGGACUGAUAUUCACCCAUCAUCCCUGUUUUAGCCGUGAGCAUGUGUUAGCAGCUAAAUUGGCUCAGUUAUAUGAUCAGUAUUUAGCAAGAAAACAGAAGAAUCUUACCAAACUUCUCACGGACAAGCUGCAUGCUUUGAGGCAUGCCGUGCAAACUAGUAUAGACAGUGGUGGUGCUGGUGUUCCUAGACCUGUGACACAACAGAGCAUACCUGAAUACAAGACUGAGAUCAGGCAAACUAGAAGACUUCGUGAUGCUGAACAAGAAAAAGACAGAACGUUGCUUAAGACCAUUAUAAAAGUUUGGAAACAAAUGAAAUCCCUCCGUGACUUUCAAAAGUUUACUAACACACCCAUAAAACUUUAUCUGAGGAAGGAAGAAGUUGAUCAGAGAUUGGAUGAAAAAGCAUAUGAAGCAGAAAUUCAGGCUGAGAUAAAUGAAUUACUGGAAGAAUAUGUGGAAGAAUAUGAAAAGAAAAAGGAAGAGUAUAAAACUGAGCUACAGGAAUGGAAAUCCUGGAAGAAGUCACAGAAGUCCAAAAAGAAAAAGAAGAAAACAGACAUUCAUGAAGAAGAAGAAUCAUUAGAAGAUUUUGAUCAUGAUGAGGAACGUGUAAAACCUGUCCCACCUAAAAUGGCCAGUAGCCUGGAAAUAGAGCAGCAGGUUAGAGAAAAAGCUGACAACUGCAGAAGGAAACCUGGAGAGCCAGUUCUAAUUCCUGAACUGGUCCUGUCGGGAAGUGUAACUCCAACUGAGCUGUGUCCUCGAGCAGAAGUUUUGCGACGAGAAGAUGUGAAGAAACGCUCAGUGUUUAUAAAAGUCCUUUUCAACUCCAAAGAAGUAUCAAGGACUGUUACCAGACCAAUAAGUUCAGAUUUCAGAGUUCACUUUGGACAGAUUUUCAAUUUACAAAUAUUCAACUGGCCAGAAAGUUUGAAACUACAGAUAUAUGAAACGAUGGGUAUGAGCAGUACUACCUUGUUGGCUGAAGUGUUCAUACCUGUUCCUGAGACCACAGUUCUGACAGGCAAUGCUCCUAUGGAAGAAAUAGAGUUCAGCAGCAAUCAGCGUGUGAACUUGGACCAUGAAGGAGUUGGGAGUGGUGUGUCCUUUUCAUUUGAAGCUGAUGGUAGCAACAGAAUGAGUUUAAUGACCUCUGGCAAAGUAUCCAAUAGUGUCUCUUGGGCAGUUGGAGAAAAAGGAAUCCCCUUAAUUCCUCCAGUAUCUCAACAAAGCACAGGCAUUUCAAGUGCUUUAAAAAAUAUUGAUGCUAUUGCAUCCAUUGGCACAUCAGGCUUAACUGACAUGAAGAAACUAGCAAAGUGGGCAGAGGAAGCAAAACUUGAUCCAAAUGACCCAAACAAUGCAGCUCUGAUGCAGCUGAUCAUGGUUGCUACAAGUGGAGAGGCACGCGUUCCUGAUUUCUUCAGGUUGGAGCAGCUGCAGCAAGAAUUUAAUUUUGUUUCUGAUGAGGAAUUUAACAGAUCAAAGAGAUUCCGACUCUUGCAGCUCAGAAAUGAGGAGGUGACAGAAUUCCGAAACUAUAAGCAAGUCCCUUUGCAUGAACGAGAAAUCAGUGAGAAAAUCUUCCAGGACUAUGAGAAGAGACUGCAAGAGAGGGAGGUGAUUGACAGCAAAAAUUACCUAGAUGCACACAGAGCAGUUGUUGCCAAUUACCUACAGAAGGUUCGAGAAUCAGUAAUAAACCGUUUCCUCAUAGCGAAACACCAUUUCAUUCUCUCUGACCUUGUCAAUGAAGAGGAGAUUCCCAGCCUGGGUGUUUUGGGACUCAGCCUCUUUAAGCUGACAGAGCCAAAACGACCAUUAAAGCCGAGAAGGAAAGAAAGGAAGAAGGUCACAGCACAGAAUUUGUCAGAUGGAGACAUAAAACUGUUGGUGAACGUCGUUAGAGCUUACGAUAUUCCAGUGAGAAAGUCAGUGAUGAGCAAACUUCAACAACCAUCUAAAUCUUCGAGGUCCUUUAAUGAGAUGUUUGCAGCCUCUUCAGCAGCUCAGAGCCCAACUGCUAGCCCAGAUUGGGCAUUUAACCAGGUUUUAGUCCGUCCUUUUGUAGAAGUUUCUUUUCAGCGAACAGUCUGCCGGACGACAACAGCAGAGGGUCCAAAUCCCAACUGGAAUGAGGAGCUUGAGCUUCCGUUUAAAGCUCCUAAUAGUGACUACAGCACUCACAGUUUGCAGUCAGUGAAGGAUGAACUCUUCAUUAACGUUUUUGAUGAAGUACUUCAUGAUGCUGUAGAGGAUGAUCGUGAAAGAGACAGUGAAAUCCACACUCGUGUUGAGAGACACUGGCUGGGAUGCGUUAAGAUUCCAUUUACUACCAUAUAUUUUCAAGCAAGAAUUGAGGGUACGUUUAAGGUGAAUAUUCCCCCAGUCCUCCUUGGCUACAGCAAAGAAAAGAACCUGGGAGUUGAGAGAGGUUAUGAUUCUGUGCGAAAUCUGAGUGAGGGCUCAUACAUAACCCUGUUUAUUACCAUCGAACCACAGCUUAUUCCUGGAGAGUCCAUCAGAGAGAAGUUUGAUACCCAAGAAGAUGAGAAAUUGCUCCAGGCAGCAGCGAAGUAUGAAGCUGAAUGUACAUCAAAGUUUCCGAGCCGCCAGUGCCUAACAACUGUAAUUGACCUCAAUGGGAAAACAGUUUUUAUUACCAGAUAUAUCAAACCUCUGAAUCCACCACAGGAGCUUCUUGAUGCUGUCCCAAAUAGGUCUCAAACAGCAGCAGAAUUGGUGGCUCGAUAUGUUGCUUUGAUUCCUUUUUUGCCAGAUAGUGUGUCAUUUGCCGGAAUCUGUGAUUUAUGGAGCACAUCAGAUCAAUUUCUUUAUCUUCUGGCGGGAGAUGAGGAAGAACACGCUGUGCUCCUGUGUAAUUAUUUUCUUGGUAUGGGGAAAAAAGCCUGGCUUAUUAUUGGAAAUGCUAUUCCUGAGGGACCAACUGCCUACGUAUUAACUUUGGAACAAAGUCAAUAUGUAAUUUGGAAUCCCAGUACUGGAUGUUUUUAUGGGCAGUAUGACACUUUCUGCCCUUUAAAAAAUGUAUACUGUCUGAUCAGCUCUGAUAAUAUUUGGUUUAAUACGCAAGACUAUGAUUCACCAGUAAGGAUAAGUUUUGAUAUCAGCAAACCAAAACUGUGGAAGCCUUUCUUUUCAAGAAGCUUGCCAUACCCUGGUCUCUGCAGCAUCCAGCCUGACAAAUUAGUUUACCAGCAUUCGGACAAGGCUGCCGUGGUGGAACUACAGGGCAGGAUUGAAAAAAUACUAAGAGAUAAGAUUAUGGAAUGGAGACCAAGGCACCUAACUCGUUGGAACAGAUACUGUACCUCUACCCUACGAAAUUUUCUGCCACUACUGGAACAAACCCAAGGCAAAGAUGUAGAAGAUGACCAUCAGGCAGAGCUGCAGAAACAGCUGGGAGAUUACAGGGUCUCUGGAUUUCCUAUCCAUAUGCCAUUUUCUGAAGUCAGACCUUUAAUAGAAGCUGUACACAGCACAGGAGUUCACACCAUUGAUGUUUCCAACGUUGAAUUUGCUCUGGCUGUAUAUAUUCAUGCCUAUCCCCAAAAUGUUCUCUCUGUAUGGAUUUAUGUAGCUUCACUUGUUCGAAAUAGGUAG